AUGGAGAACAACUCGCGACCCCCCAGCUCCCAGCCCAGACCCAGUGGUCUUCCUCGGCCGUCGAGACUCCCAGUUCCCGGUCAAUCCAGGCUACCCGUCCCACGAUCGACCUCGCUCCGGAAAUCGCCAUCCCAGGAAUCCCUACCCGCGGACUCUGGCCCAGCCGGAACCUCGUUGCAAAGCCCGAGACUUCGAUCUACCACUUCCCGCGACCAAUUGACUUCGACCACCACGUCGAGGAGGCCCCAAUCCAUGCUCAUUGCGCCUUCGAGGGUUGUUUCGUCUGCCAACUGUGCCCGCGCUGCUUCACGCCAGGGACAGUCCCAAUCCGCAUACCAACCCUUCUCGGCGUCCACAGGCAGCCAUGCUUUGCACGAUACCGAGUCGAUAGUUUCUGAUGACAGCCCAACUUCUGCAGUCAGGUCAAACUCGACGUUGAUAGAGAGGACGAUCGAGGCCUUGUCUCAGUUGCCCUCUUCGCCAUCAGUGAGGGGGAAAUCCGCUGCUUCUUUCUAUAGCGAUGGGAUACCCAAGGGAAGAACUUCGUCAAGACCAACGAGUAGGCUUUCUCGACCUGGAUCGAGUCAUCAAUCACAUGAGUCUCUCGGUGCUUCGUCCAACCAUGGGAGCAGGCCUGGCUCACGGCUGGAUAGUGAGGAUGAUGGCUCCAGCUUCCACGGAACAUACGGUUCUUUGAGGCCACGACAGGGCGUCCACUCUAUCAAUGCGCCAGCGGCAAGGAAAGCCACCCCACGGGCGUCUCGAAUGUCUCUCUACGGGGAUCUACCGUCAUCUGCCAUUGAUAAUCAAAGCCCCAAGACACCGAGCACUGAGAAAACGAAACCCGCAGCACCGCGCCCCCUUGCCAAGCGAACAUCUGUCUAUGGCCUCUCAAAGAAGCCAUCUGGGGCCGGACUGGGAAAGGGGACGCAGGGAACGGCGCCUAGAAAAGUAUCUAUGGCGUCGCAAAGGUCGGCGGCGACAUCUGUUGAAGGAAGUGUGUCAGCAUCAUCUGGAAGCACAGCAACCUCUGCCGAUUUGACUGAGUCCUCCCCAGCCCAAACCUACCGGAAAGCCUCAUCCACGUUGCGCGAACAGAUCGCAAAGGCGAAGGCUGCGGCCAAGAAAGCUGCAGUCCAGCCAAUAUCCGAGUCUGCCCCUGCCGUCGGACACAAGUCAUCUGGCUUUGGAUCUUUUGGUGACGAUUUGGGCUUUGCUUCGCAUCACGAUCCUUUCAACCAGCACAAGAAUGACCAGUCACAGGCCAAGGUCCUACAGGCACGUUUUUCUACUGCAAGAACUAGCGGGCGCCUCAACAUUGCUGCGAUGGGUCUUAAAGAGAUCCCGAUUGAGGUUCUGGAAAUGUAUAAGCUUGAGGCUAUCGGCGCCACUGGCGGGGCUUGGGCCGAGUGUGUUGACCUGACCAGAUUUGUGGCUGCGGACAAUGAGCUUGAGAUAAUUAGCGAUACAAUUUUCCCCGAUGUUGAUCCACAGGAGAUGGUGGAUGAUGAGGACAGUGAGGGCAACAUCUUUGCAGGACUCGAGACUUUGGAUCUCCACGGGAAUAUCCUGGUGACUCUUCCAAUGGGUUUGAGGCAACUUCGCCUGUUGACCUCCCUGAAUCUGUCCUCAAACAGGCUGGCAAAUAGCUGCUUGGAGGUGGUGUCGCAAAUCACCACCCUCAGAGAUCUGAAGCUCGGCGGUAACCUCCUCUACGGUGAACUCGACCCUUGCUUUGCGAACUUGGAGAAUCUUGAGAUCUUGGACUUGCACGGUAACAACCUCUCUUCGCUCCCUUCCAACUUCGGCAACCUCUCUCGCCUUCGCGUUUUGAAUGUUAGCGAAAACGCCUUUGCGUCUUUGCCUUUUGGUACUUUGGCGAAAAUGCCCUUGACCGAGAUCAACGCGCGCAAGAACCAGAUUAGCGGUACACUGAUUGAUGAUUCGGUCGAUUCUCUUCCGUCUCUACAAAUCCUGGACGUUUCGUCGAACCAGCUCGUCCGUCUUUGCUCCCCGACAAAGGCCAUCACUAUGCCUGCCCUGCUCCAAAUCUGCCUCUCCAUGAACCGCCUUCAGGAUUUGCCCUACAUUGGAAGCUGGGCCAAGCUACAUACGAUUGCCGCCGAUGAGAACAAUAUCAACUCUGUUCCGGAAGGUUUUGCCAAACUCAAGCAUUUGAAGUCUGUCGAUUUCUCAAGUAACGACAUCCGUAUUAUCCCUAAUGAGGUGGGACAGAUGGAGAACUUGAUGAUGCUGCGCCUCAGCGGUAACCCUCUGCGGGAGAAGAAGUUUAGCACAAUUAGUACGGAGGAGAUGAAGGGUAUUCUAGCUCUUCGGCUCGAGCCACGUGAGGACACUUCUGCCUCCAAGGUAAAUUCUCUCCUCGAGGUGUCUUCUGUCUCCGAGGUGGAGGUUGUCAGCCCCAGUGAUGCCGGCUUGAAAGGUAUUGAUAUGAAGGAGCUCACCAUCAAUACCACUAAGACUUUGCCCAAGACCAAGAAAGCUCCGGUUGGGAACAACGCUUCUAAGCCGAAAGAGCCUAUCGUUACGAAUACCGCCACGUUUGAACACGACCAGCUUACUGAUGAAAACGACGACAUCGACGACAGCCGAUCUGAUACGGACCAUUACGCGACACCCCCUACUUCCGCCCGGGCCUCUCCAACUCAUUCUCGCUCUCAAACGUUAACGGAGGGGAUCUGGCCCGUUAAGUCCGGUGGAGUUCUUGACCGUUCUGGCACACAAUCCUCUUCACUCCACCCCGUCAUCUCCUCUAGGGUUGCUGCCGAACACAAAGUUUACGAAAUCCAGCUUCACCACAACCUCUUUACCACGUUUCCCGAAUCGCUCUCUUUCUUCGCCGCAACUCUGACCCACUUGAACUUGUCACACAACGAACUCGUAGCUGAGAAAUACCUCGGAGGACUAAGCGGCAAUGAUCACCUCGAACUCCGCGCCCUCAGGGAACUGAACCUUAACCACAACCACAUCUCAAGCUUAGAGCCGUUGCUUUCUCACCUGCGUGCCCCAAACUUGCAAAAGUUAGAUGUCAGUUUCAACCGCAUCUCCGCUCUGCCCGCCGGCACUGCUCUUCGCGACGCGUUUCCGAAUCUUAUCGUCCUCACCAUCUCCAACAAUCACUUGUCCGAGCUGGACCCGGAAUCGAUCAAGGGUAUGCAUGUGGUGGACGCGGCCAAUAACGAUAUCGCACAUCUGAACCCUCGUAUUGGACUUCUGGGCGGAAGCGGUGGGUUGGAGAGGCUGGAUGUUAGUGGCAAUAGGUUCCGCGUACCCAGGUGGAGCGUUUUGGAGCGCGGGACAGAAGCGACGCUCAGGUGGUUGAGAGGAAGAGUCCCGGUUGCGGAGAAGGCGGCGUGGAGGGGGAAGGAGGGCGGUGAUGAGGAUUCUGAUUUGGAUUAAGUGGUGGGUACGCUCAUGGAUGGGGCAUGGAAAGAAGAGGAUUCCAAUAUCUAGGGGCAGUUGAGGGAUUGUGAAGACCAUAUGAUAUACGAUCAUGGUAUAUACGGCAAGGGAAGGGAAAGGGCACCAUUAUUGUUGGAAUAUCGUCGUGUUAUUACUGUUACACUUGGUUGUGCAUGUAACACAUGUUAUGGAUUAUUAAAUGUUAUUGAUGGGAGGACGAGAAUAACGGCUAGCCUGAUGAGGCAUGUACAUAUCUAGUUUACCAGUUUUUGUAAUGGCUAUUGCUAAUUCAAAAUGCUCGCUUC
Neurospora tetrasperma FGSC 2508 is the source of this 3728-nucleotide messenger RNA. RefSeq lists its product as uncharacterized. The coding region runs from base 1 to 3420 and encodes 1139 amino acids. Gene Ontology annotation, molecular function: protein binding. NCBI's taxonomy places the organism in Eukaryota, Fungi, Ascomycota, Sordariomycetes, Sordariales, Sordariaceae. The record is from RefSeq and is a predicted model, not a curated record. The transcript is spliced from 3 exons.